AUGAGGUGGGAGAACCAGAGCAGUGUGUCUGAAUUCCUCCUCCUGGGGCUCCCCAUCCGGCCAGAGCAGCAGGGGGUGUUCUUUGCCCUGUUCCUGGGCAUGUACCUCACCACGGUGCUGGGGAACCUGCUCAUCAUCCUGCUCAUCAGGCUGGACUCUCGCCUCCACACCCCCAUGUACUUCUUCCUCAGCCACUUGGCCCUCACGGAUGUCUCCUUUUCGUCUGUCACUGUCCCAAAGAUGCUGAUGAACAUGAAAACUCGCCAUCAAUCAAUAACCUAUGCUGGAUGUAUUUCACAGGUAUAUUUCUUCAUAUUCUUUGCUUGUACUGAUAACUUCCUUCUGGCAGUGAUGGCAUAUGACAGGUAUGUGGCUAUCUGUCACCCUCUGCACUACACCAUCAAAAUGAAGCCUGAGCUUUGCAUCUUCUUAGUGACUGGAUGCUGGUUCUUCUCUUGUGUCCAUGGUUUGCUGCAUACCAUCCUUGUGAACCAGUUGUCCUUCUGUGCAGAGACUACCAUCCCUCACUUUUUUUGUGACCUUGCUGCUGUGCUCAAGUCGGCUUGCUCAGACACCUCUCUCAAUGAGUUAGUUAUUUUUACUGAGGGUGGUUUGCUCUUCAUCAUGCCAUUGUCUGCUAUCUUGGGUUCAUAUAUCUGCAUGCUGGCUACCAUUCUCAAAGUCCUCUCCAUCAAGAGAAUCUCCAAAGCCUUGUCCACCUGUGGCUCCCACCUCUUUGUGGUCUCUUUAUAUUAUGGGACAAUUGCAAGCAUUUACUUUUUCUCCUCAUCAGGCAAAUAUACAGGCAAAGACAUUGUUGCUUCUAUCAUGUACUUGAUAGUCACUCCCAUGCUGAACCCCUUCAUAUACAGUCUGAGGAAUAAAGACAUAAAAUGUGCUUUUGAUGACUUCGUCAGGGCCAAAGUCUUCUCUUGA
Elephantulus edwardii (Cape elephant shrew) is the source of this 936-nucleotide messenger RNA. RefSeq names its product olfactory receptor 1J4-like. The record is from RefSeq and is a predicted model, not a curated record. NCBI's taxonomy places the organism in Eukaryota, Metazoa, Chordata, Mammalia, Macroscelidea, Macroscelididae. The transcript has a single exon. Gene Ontology annotation, molecular function: G protein-coupled receptor activity; olfactory receptor activity. Gene Ontology annotation, biological process: G protein-coupled receptor signaling pathway. Bases 1 to 936 code for a protein of 311 amino acids. Gene Ontology annotation, cellular component: membrane.